Messenger RNA from Drosophila elegans, 991 nucleotides. RefSeq lists its product as uncharacterized. The record is from RefSeq and is a predicted model, not a curated record. The coding region runs from base 101 to 874 and encodes 257 amino acids. NCBI's taxonomy places the organism in Eukaryota, Metazoa, Arthropoda, Insecta, Diptera, Drosophilidae. Gene Ontology annotation, molecular function: oxidoreductase activity. The transcript has a single exon.
UGUACCGCCGAAAAGUGGUUGACUUCUUCAAUGUCACUUACCAUUAUUUGUUUGCGUAGCCAGAUCUAGUCAUUACCACUUUCAAGCCGAUCGCCUCAACAUGCCCAGUUUCAAGGAUAAAGUUAUCAUCGUGACCGGAGCCAGUUCGGGAAUCGGAGCAAGCACAGCCGUGCACCUGGCCAGCCUCGGCGGACUCCUGGUCAUCGUGGGUAGGAAUGUGGAUAAGCUGAAGGAAACUGCCGAACAGAUAGUGGCAGCUGGAGGAGCAUCUGCCCUCCAGGUGGCGGCGGACAUGAACAGCGAGUCGGAUGUCCAAAGUAUCGUAUCCGCCACGUUGGACAAGUACGGACGCAUCGACGUGCUGGUGAACAAUGCCGGCAUUCUGGAGCUGGGCUCCAUCGAGAACACUAGUUUGGAGCAGUUCGAUCGCCUGAUGAACACCAAUGUGCGGGCGCUCUACCAGCUGACCAUGCUGGCGACGCCGGAAUUGGUCAAGACGAAGGGAAACAUUGUCAACGUGUCCAGCGUCAACGGCAUCCGCUCUUUUCCCGGCGUCCUGGCCUACAAUGUCUCCAAGGCGGCUGUGGAUCAGUUCACCAGGUGUGUGGCGUUGGAACUGGCCCCCAAGGGUGUCCGUGUGAACUCCGUGAAUCCCGGCGUGAUCAUCACCGAGCUGCAGCGACGCGGUGGACUGAACGAGGAGGCGUACGCCAAGUUCCUGGAGCACGCCAAAAAUACCCACGCUCUGGGUCGUCCCGGAGAAGUCAAGGAGGUGGCUGCGGCCAUUGCCUUCCUGGCCAGCGAUGAGGCCAGCUUCAGCACCGGAAUCAGCCUGCCCGUCGAUGGAGGACGGCAUGCCAUGUGUCCAAGAUGAGAACGGGGGGGCCAGUCCCAUCUUGUUGCUUAUUUCUGUAAUGUUAUUCACCACAACACAUUUAUGUGCCCUCAAGUUUUGGAUGCUAAGACUAAUAAAAAACAAAAUACAAUACAA